This is a messenger RNA of Lepisosteus oculatus (spotted gar), 1588 nucleotides long. It is a transcript of the gene hoxa5a, whose product is annotated as homeobox A5a. Gene Ontology annotation, cellular component: nucleus. The record is from RefSeq and is a predicted model, not a curated record. Gene Ontology annotation, molecular function: RNA polymerase II cis-regulatory region sequence-specific DNA binding; DNA-binding transcription factor activity, RNA polymerase II-specific. Gene Ontology annotation, biological process: anterior/posterior pattern specification; regulation of transcription by RNA polymerase II. NCBI's taxonomy places the organism in Eukaryota, Metazoa, Chordata, Actinopteri, Semionotiformes, Lepisosteidae.
AAAUAGAACAAUAUCAACAAAUGAGCUCUUAUUUUGUAAACUCAUUCUGCGGUCGCUAUCCUAAUAGCCCGGACUACCAGUUACAUAAUUAUGGAGAUCAUAGCUCUGUGAACGAGCAAUACAGAGAUUCUGCGACCAUGCAUUCCAGCAGGUACGGCUACGGUUACAAUGGGAUGGAUCUUAGUGUCGGGCGCUCGACCUCCGGUCACUUUGGUUCUAGUGAAAGGGCUCCCAGCUACACAUCUAGUGCAACAGCCGCAUCCGCAGAGCCCAGGUACAAUCAGCCUGCCUCCGCGACUCACUCGCCACCUCCUGACCCUCUACCCUGCUCCUCCGUUGCCAGCUCGCCUCUCGGCGAAACUCACCGCGCUGUUAAAAACUCCAUAGCCAGCCCUAAUACCUCCUCCUCUAGUUCGAGCAGCAGCAGCGCUCUCUUAACCAGGGACGGUGCAGGCAAGCCGCCUGCUCCCCAGGAUGACAACUCGGCGGGCAGCGUCCAGACAAAUUCACAGAACGGCCAAAACGCGAGCGAAACAUCACAGCCCCAGAUAUAUCCCUGGAUGAGAAAGCUGCACAUAAGCCACGACAACCUCGCAGGACCCGAAGGGAAGAGAGCUCGAACAGCCUACACACGCUACCAGACGCUGGAGCUAGAGAAAGAAUUCCACUUCAAUAGGUAUCUGACCCGGAGGAGGAGGAUUGAGAUAGCUCAUGCUCUGUGCCUCUCGGAGAGACAGAUUAAGAUCUGGUUCCAGAACAGGAGAAUGAAAUGGAAAAAAGAUAAUAAACUGAAAAGCAUGAGCAUGGCAGCAGCCGGAGCCGCGUACCGUCCUUAAUUUCUAAGCACUUGAAGAAGUACUGGCAAUAAACCGACGGACUGUUCCAGUCAGAGCGACAGACUUUCCAGAACUCCUGAGCGCUGGGUCAAACACAUCCUUCAGCUCCAGCCUUUUAAUCCUUAAUCCGUUCAACUGGUCUUGCUUGUAUGAUUACAGCUGCUUUCUGUAAAACUUUGUCUUUUAUCGGCUUAGUGUUGACAAAAAAAUGGGGUAAACGUUUUAACUUAUUUACUGUACUAAGGAGCAAAAUAAGCUUGUGUUACUUAAAGUAACAGUAAAAUCCGUUUAGUACAAUUGUUAUGUGUUGCACUCUAAUUAAAAAAAAUAACGAAAAUAAUAAUAUGUGUUGCUAAUAUGUGUUAUGUAUUUGUAUGCUGAAUGUCUAAAUAGCUCCAAGCUGUCAAGGAAAUACUGGUUUCUUAAAAUCGACGUUUUCUUUGUAACCAAUGCUAUCGUUAAUUUAAAAUACUGAAAUACUACCUACCUUGUAUAUCUGUAACUGUAGUGCGUUGUGAACACGUGAGGGAACAAUGAUUCCACAACUUUAUGUCCUUGCUGUGCCUUUGUAUGACUCUUUGCACGAACUUCAGUAAGUUGCUCUUGAAAGCGCAGCGACAGUGAUGUGUGUUUUUGUGAAAAGGUAUUCAGCAUAGUCAUGGCUUGGCUGUCUGAACAGAUCGUGAUCGCUUUUGUAUUUGUUUUUAAGAAUGACUGGAAGUAACAAUAAAAAUAAUAAACUUUCUACAGUU